Rotaria sordida is the source of this 2205-nucleotide messenger RNA. NCBI's taxonomy places the organism in Eukaryota, Metazoa, Rotifera, Eurotatoria, Philodinida, Philodinidae. The record is from the annotation of a GenBank genome assembly.
AUGAUAAGAGACAUGUAUCCACAAUUAUCAUUAGCUACUGGAAUAUUUUUAUGUGCACUAAUUAGUACAGCAACAGUAGAACGUGAUUUUAGUACAAUGAAUAGAAUAUUAACUGAUUUACGAUAUCGUUUAACAACAGAACAUUUAGAAGAAUUAAUGAGAAUAUCAAUAGAAGGACCAUCUGAUUUAAAUAAUGAUCUAAAAGAUUUAAUUAUUGAUUGUCAUGAAAUGAAUGGAAAUUGGUAUUCGUGGUCAAUAGGUUCAACUCCAAACGAUUAUGUUUUGGCAUGGCGUCAUACUUAUAAUAUAUUAUUAAACAAAGGUAUAGAUGCAACAAGACUUCAAUGGGUUUGGAGUGUAAAUCGUAAGGACUAUGGUCAAUAUACUGCAGAAGAAUAUUGGGUUGGAGAAAAUUAUACACAUUGGCUAGGAAUUAAUGGAUUUAAUGGGGGCUCAAGUGCAAAUUGGAGUAAAUGGGAAUGGCCAAAUGAAAUUCUUGAUAAUAUGAUUGGUCGAUUACACAACUUAUCAUCAACAAAACCGAUGUCCCUGAAUGCAUAUGCAACAGUCGGUGUACGAACAGGAAAUACUACAGAUGUGCAGUCAAAAAAUGAAUGGCUGCGCCAAAUGUGUGAUUAUAUAAAUAACAAUAACAUUAAAAUGGCAUCUUAUAAUAAUGUUGAUGAACCUAACCAGGAUAAUAUGGUGUUUGGUGGUACACACGGUGAUGUAAUUUGGAAUAAUUUUAACGCAUAUUCAGCCUAUAGAAAUUGUUUACAGUCUAAUGAUUGGAUAGAACCAAACAUUACUAAUCCAAGACUUAUUACUGAUGAACAAUUUGCUGGUAGAUUCUCAACUGGAAAAAACAUUUUAAAAAAUCAAGAUACUCUAAAAAUAUUCAUGAUUUCGUUAUUGAUUUUUGUCUUUUUGAGAAUGUAAUUAUUCAAUAAAAUUUAAUAUUCAAUUGUGGUUUUUUUAAACUAGAAAAUUAUGAUCUGAUUCAUAUGAGAUUGUGAGUAAGACUCGCUGAAAAUGUCCAAGGAGAGGUAUGUUCAUAUUCUAAUUUUUACAUCUGUUUAUCUCACAGAUGAAUUAUGUUACCAUAUCUCUAUGAUCAACUAACUAUUCUCCUUUCUCUAGUUGCUUUUACCAUUCUCUCGUCGGUCAGUUAUUAUCAACAAAGAAAAAUUCGAAGAACGAUCCAAUGGUCGAUACUUGGGCGUGAUUGAGGAGGUUAAAAAGCGGACAACUUGUUCUUGUUGCAGUGUUUUGUUUUGAUAAAGUUUUUUAUAUUUGAUGAUAACCAAGUUGAGCAUGCACACACGAAAUGUUUAUUAAGUUUAUAAGUAACUACGAUGUAGUUCAGGUGAAGGCAAGACAUCAUCAUGACUAUACAUAGCCGACCGGUCGGUUUAGGAUUAGGUAUGCACCAAAUCCAAUUCCAAUUCUGGAAUUGGAUUUGACUGGAGGGUGUGGGGUGUGGGUGUGGUUAAGGAGAAGAUGAAUCCACACCCCCGCCGACAUCCACACCCCACACACCCACACCCACGCCCACACACACACCCACACCCCACACCCUACUAUAAUAAAGGCGAUACUUGGGAGCAUAGAUUUAUGUGAAAAUUCUCACCCAAAUGAAAUCAUUCACUUAAUAAGCUUCAUAUUUUUUUUGGAAAAGAGGGUGUAGGUGUUAGACUUCUCUUCACUGAGACUGACACACACACCUAUAAUCUUCAAUGUAUUAGUUUUCUCAUGAUUUUAGUACCUAAAGCCUCGUUCACAAAGGUUAAAAAACUACGUAGAUCUAUUUAUAUAUUUUUAUUAUUGAGUCCUUCACAAUGGAAUUAUUUGAGUUUACUUCCAACAUCGAGACUGGACAAAAAAAACACUCUCAUUAUAUAUUUUUCUCUCGUCAAACAUCACACAACACUUCUACGCAUAUUUAUUUUUCAUUUUCUACAUGAAGGACUCAUAGAACGAAAAAUACCGCAUGUAGUCUUCUGAAAGCUAUUAUUGUCAACACAUAUAAUUACUUUGUUUUUUGCAUUCGCCAUCCUACGACAAAACUGCAUCGCACGUGUACUUUAAUUUAAACUUAAAUUCACUAGUACGUAUGUAUGAGAAAUCAGUUUCAUGAUAAUUAGGCAAUAAUAGUCGAUGUAUUGGCUUGUUAAGAAAUUUUUGUCGUUUUUUUCGUAUUUUCCC